AUGCACUUGCGUCGAUACUUCUCGAGAUUGGGCAAUCCCUUCCAGCGGGGCCCCUCCAGCUCCCUAGAUCCUGCAUAUAUCCAGAUUUUUACACCUCAAUCUAUUUCCUUGGUCCAAAAACGAUGCUUUAAUCCUAUAUCAUCGCAUGCUCCGGGUUCAGACAUUACGGCUGGCAAUGACGAAAAGCCAGGGCACAAGCCACACAGGUUUGGUCAACAAAUAGCCCCAAAGAGUCGGGUUGUAAAGUAUCGUCGAUCGGCCUCUUCGAAUGAUUCUGUAAUCUGCGACCGUUGGACCCCCAGGAAGGCCCUUAAGACGCAACACAAUUCAUCAGCAGCUCUCUCUUCCUUCCUAGGCAUCAAAGACAAAGCCAAAAGACAAAGAUAUCUGAACCGCAUCUGCCCAACUUUACCACUCAUAUCCUUGCAAGCCAUACUCCUACACCAUCUUCACCAGUCUACUACCUCAAAUGCCCUAGAAACUUUCUCCGAAAGCAGUACCGACGAUAGGAUUAUCACCCUUCGAGACCGCGGCUUCGAUACUCACAAUUUGGCAAGAUGGGCUUGGAUAGUUUCUGGGGACGGACCAGACGCUAUGAUGCAGCGUUUUCUCUCGGACCCGGAAAAUCAACCCAUGUUUCUAUUCUUGCAAAUCCUACGGUUGGAUCUCUUGGAGGUUCGUACUCUAGAGUCAGCUAUAACAUACGUUUGGGACAAGAUUCUUGGCCGACCUCGAAAUGACAAAAUUUCAAUGGCCGAUGCUGAGACUGAUACUGCCAACCCUUGGUCAGAUGUAGCACCUUUCUCCACACAUAUUCAUACGAUCCAUGCUGUGGAGCUAAAUGAUUCCACAUUCAUGUUAAUCAUAGCACGGCUCUUAUGCCAAGCACGGCGGAUAUUCUCCCCAGCGAUUCUCAGUAUUACCCAUAUGCUCUGGCCAUUCUUCUUCGCAUCCUCAGACAGAAACUGUCGUGAUCCUAGAAAGUUAGACGUACGUACGCAUCGAAAGCUUUGCAAAGAAUAUAACUCCAUCAUUCAUUUAUUAGCCUUGCCGGCUUCAAUCGAGCCCUUGAAGUCCAUGGUUCAUAACUGGAAUGCUCAAAAGGUGCUUUUGGAGCAGGGUGGGCUAUUUGAACCACCACUUUCGCUAGAUGACGGCAGCUAUAGAGCCGUUGCUCAGGUGUUGACUGCCUCCAAGAAGUCGGCGAGAGAAUCAAGAGCUGUAAGUUUACGUUCUAGGAGCUGGCCCCCGUGGAGAGAAGCUCAGGAUGGUAUGGAUGCUCAAAGCUUGAACGAAGAAAGCACGAGCAGAGUUAUACUCGCAUUAGCAAGGAAACAGGCCUCUGGAUUCAUACAUGACAAUUCACAUGAUCAAGCUCUGAGGAUUCUGGGGGGGCAAGAACUCGAUGGCACACCAACAAUACACACCCGCAAAAUAUUGAAGACGAGGUAUAGCCGUUCCAACGGUGGUCAACCUUCAAACGACACACAUUCCUCGCAAUGGGCGGCAAGAAUCGAAGCGACCCGGGAUAUACGAGAAGCCUGGAGCGCCUUUAUAACAUACCAAGAUCAAGGUUCUCGGCCAACACUUUCCGUGUACUUUGCAAUGUUUGUAAAGAUUACGUACGAGGAUGCGAGAAUUCUAGGAAACGCCAGUUCUUCGGUCCCAGGGGAUGGCAAAGAAGUGCGGCCUGUUUCAGACGACAAUAUCAGCAAUUACUACAGGUCGCGUCUUCAACCUCCAACUCUUGAUGAACUCUACGACCAGAUGAUUGAGCAGGGGAUCCGGCCAGCUGGGCAAUGUUUGAUCUUCCUCGUCCAGCAUGCAAAAUCCAUAGAACGAGGAAAUCGUAUCAUCCACGACAGUAAACUCUUAGAUGAACGUUCGAUGGCAUGCUUGCUUGGUAAUUAUGAUGUUGUCGAACGAACUUUGGCCGUCAGAAAAUUUCCGAAGGCCCUUUUUUCAGCUUUUAUAUCACUAGUAUGCCGCUUUGCUCCUCGAAUCAUCUGGAAAAUGCCACUAGAUCCAGAUUUCAACGCGCAAGGCGAAGCGGCCAACAAACAACAUACCAUCAUUGAGUCACGAACAGAGAAGAUAUUCCUCGACCCGCUACCUCAUGCUGCCGAGCUCUUAAAGAUGCGCCAGUCCACGUUCAGGCCGGAAUGGUACGCGCUUUUCCGUGCCCUCGCACGACGCGGUGCGAUUGUUUUUCGCGAUCUAGCUGGGCAUCCCAAGAAUGACAUUCUAGCCUGGCAGGUUCUUGCCGCUGGUCUGCGGGAUUUCCAUAAAUGCGGACUUGAGCUAGAUCCACGAGGGUUCCAGAUUAUUUGUGAUGGCUUCGUUAAGGGGUUUGAAGCUACGAGUCACGUCGAGGGCCAUGAUGAGGUAGUGGCCUCACUUGCUAUGCUCAAAGACGAGUUCCGGAAGUUAUCUGGGAGCACUGAAGGUUCUUACCACCUCCCGAAGUUAUUACAUACUAUACACGGAGUUCAUCUUCAUGCUUAUGUGCGUGCCUUGGGUGUCGCUGGGGAAUAUGACGAGAUAAUUGCGGUCCUUGAAUGGAUGGUGAGAAAUCAUGAAGAAUUGGAUUUCGCCGCGCAGCAAUCUCGCAAUGGACCCAAGUUCUUGCGGAUAACCAUUGUUGCUAUUAAAGUAUUCUGUAGCGGCACUGAUAAGGGAGAGGAAGCUCGAAAGCUGGUGGAUAGCAUUGAGCCGUGGGAUGGAUGGCCAGGGGACUACGAGGCGCAGAGAUACUUGGAGCGUUGGCAUGGACGGCAGCUGAGUGAUGAGGGUGACCCGGAGUGA
Messenger RNA from Lachnellula hyalina, 2805 nucleotides. RefSeq lists its product as uncharacterized. NCBI's taxonomy places the organism in Eukaryota, Fungi, Ascomycota, Leotiomycetes, Helotiales, Lachnaceae. The transcript has 3 exons. The coding region runs from base 1 to 2805 and encodes 934 amino acids. The record is from RefSeq and is a predicted model, not a curated record.